AUGUCCGCGACUAUAAAAGUGAGGUCUACGCAAGACUCCGAGACUGAUGCUACUCUCCAAUCGACAACUCAGACGGAGUUGUCAUCGCCACCAUCAGAGAACGACCCUUCAGCGGAAGUCGCCGCCCUCCACUCUAGAUCCAAUCGCAACAAUGCACUUGACGAAACUCACGAUACCGAUGCCGACGCUUCGAGAAUAAACUGGAGAGAAGAUGAGGUUCUCAGACUCGAAUCAAUGCGCGAGGCUGGAUUUCUUCCGAGCUCUUAUGAAGAGGACGAUGAAUACCCAUCCUCAUUGGACUACUGGCCUUUACUUCAGCUCUGUGUGGUUUCAGCAAUAGUAGUGUGUAUCCUUAAGAUCUUGAGGGACUGCAGGAGAUGA
Messenger RNA from Penicillium arizonense, 381 nucleotides. RefSeq lists its product as uncharacterized. Bases 1 to 381 code for a protein of 126 amino acids. The transcript is spliced from 2 exons. Lineage: Eukaryota; Fungi; Ascomycota; Eurotiomycetes; Eurotiales; Aspergillaceae. The record is from RefSeq and is a predicted model, not a curated record.